Messenger RNA from Phalaenopsis equestris, 4850 nucleotides. RefSeq names its product pentatricopeptide repeat-containing protein At5g65560-like. Bases 69 to 4850 code for a protein of 1593 amino acids. The record is from RefSeq and is a predicted model, not a curated record. The transcript is spliced from 5 exons. Lineage: Eukaryota; Viridiplantae; Streptophyta; Magnoliopsida; Asparagales; Orchidaceae. Gene Ontology annotation, molecular function: protein binding.
CUUUCUCAUCUCUAAAGUGGUCAAAUUUGACAAAUCGAUGAAAGUAAAACCCUAAACCCUCUCCACCCAUGGGAAGAAGACGAUGGAGGCCCUCCUUAACCCUAGCCAAUGCUUCUUCCCCUAUCUCCCACCUUCUCGUUUCAACGCAGAGACCGUUUGGUUCCUCCGCAGCCGCCGUCGCUGUCACCUCCGAAUCCUUACCCACCCCGAGUCCCACCUCCCAUCUUCUCUCCGAGGUCUCCUCCAUCCUUACUCGCCGCAGCUGGCACCGGAGCCUCGUUUUAAGAAAACUGGCUUCAUCUCUUACCGGCCAUCAUGUCGCCGAGCUUCUCCAAGGCCUCAGCUGCGACCUAAAUAAAACCCUAGCAUUCUUUCAAUGGAUUGGCAUCAGGCCGGACUAUAGCCAUACCGUUGAAUCCUACGAAGCCCUCUUCAGAAUUCUCUUAAAAUCCAAAUUUUCAAUCAACCUGUACAAGUUGGUAAUCUCCAUGCUCAAAUCAUCCGCCUCCUCGGAAGAUGCGCGCAGGGCUUUUUCGGUAAUCAAAGAGCUGAGACGUUCAGUGAGCGGACGGCAUGGUUUUGGUGUUAAAUUCGAGCCGUCGCUCUGGAUUUAUAAUCUUCUGCUGAAAUCCAUGGCGAGCUUCAGAUUGAUGAGUGAGGUGAAAGAACUGUUUCGGCUGAUGCUCAAAGAUGGGAUUUUUCCAAAUAAUUUUACUUAUAACACCAUCAUCAAAGCUUAUUGCGAUGAAGGAAAUCUUGCAGAGGUGAAGAAGUAUAUUAAAAAUUUAUCGGAUGCUGGAUUGAACCCAGAUUCUUUUACUUACAAUUCUCUAAUAUUGGGGCUUUGUAGGGAUAAUGAUUUGGAAAUGGCUUGCUGGGUCUUACUGAUGAUGCCAGAAAUGGGAUGCAGGAGGAAUGUAUAUUCUUAUUCAAUUAUAAUUCAAGGUCUCUGUGAGGCCCAUCGGAUCAAGGAAGCCUUCUUCUUCUUCUCCAAGAUGAAAGAUGACCGUUGUCCCCCAAACUUACACACUUACUCAAUGCUCAUUAAUGGGCUCUGCAAGGAAGGAAAGCUUGCGGUUGCAGAGAAAUUAUUGAAAGAGAUUUUGAAGCAGGAUUUCCUUCCUAACACGGUGACAUAUAACACUUUGAUUGAUGGGUACUGCAAGGCUCAAAGGAUUGAUUCGGCUUUCAAAGUGAAAGAAUUGAUGGAAUCAAAUGGAUGCAAAGCAGAUGAUUAUACUCAUUCAAUCUUGAUCAGUUCUCUCUGUAAGGAGAAUAAGCUCGUUGAUGCAGAAUCCAUGCUUGAAACAGCCAUUAAGAACGGUUUGAAGUUCAAUGCAUUCCCAUAUACUUGCUUGAUUGAUGGAUAUUCUAAAAGGAGAAAAUUUAUCGAUGCUAUUCGUGCUCUAAAUCUUAUGAAAUUUAAUAAUUGCAAGCCUGAUAUUUAUGUUUAUUCUUCUCUAAUCAAUUGUUUGUGUAAGGAGAAUAGACUUGAUGAUGCUAGGAUGAUGUUGAAUACAGUUCUUAGUGAAGGGCUCGUUCCAACUGUUGUUACUUUCAGUCCCUUGAUUGGUGGGUUUUGUAAUAAAGGAAAUAUAAAUGCUGCACUUGAAAUUGUAGAGCUGAUGGAGUCAAAUGGGUGCAAAACAAACUCUUGGAUUUAUAAUUUGUUGAUGCAAGCAUUUUGUCAAAGGAGAAAUGUGCAAAAGGCGAUGGCUUUGCUACGCAAAAUGCAAAAUGAUGGGUUAUCUCCUAAUAUUGUUACAUAUACGGUACUAACUCAAGGACAGUGCGAUGAAGAUGAGAUCGAGAGUGCCUUUAUGCUGGUUAAAUCGAUGGAGUUUAAUGGUUUCAUUCCUGAUGAGCAUAUAUAUUCGAUUCUAAUAGAUUCGUUAUGCAAGCAUGGGAGAACUGAGGAAGCUAUUUUACUCUUUCACUCUUUGAAUGGUAAAGGUGUAAGAACGAAUGAAGUGAUCUAUAGUGCGCUUAUAGAUGGGUUAUGUAAAGGUGGAAUGAUCGAUAUGUCUCUUUCUCUUUUUGACAAAAUGGUUUUUGAGAACUGCUUGCCCGACACAUACACGUACAGCUCUUUGAUAGAUGGUUUGUGUAAAGCGAAUAAACUGAACGAAGCAUUGUCGUUAGUCGGAGAUAUGUUGAAGAGGGGGAUAGAGCUUUCAACCACAACAUAUACAAUUCUUAUUGAUAAUAGAUUGAAAGAAGGGGACUAUGAAGGUGCCAAGAGACUGUUGGAUGAAAUGUGUUAUUUGGGUUAUAAGCCUAAUGCUGUGACAUAUACCAUGUUUAUUCGUGCCUAUUGCGGCGAAGGAAGGAUGGAGGAGGUGGAAAAUGUCUUUUCUGAAAUGAGAAAAGCAGCAGUUUUACCUGACUUGAUUACAUACACCACCUUGAUGGAUGGUUAUGUAAAUUUAGGAUUUACGGAUCGAGUUUUUUGUUUGCUGAAAGAAAUGAUUGAUUCUGCAUGCCAACCCGAUUACUUUACUUACUUUGUUAUACUAAAGCAUUUAUAUAUGAGAAAGGUGACUAAUUUUAGUGAUAAUGACAUUAGUGAUAUGUGGAAAGUAGUGAAAAUGGACAUCAUUUUGGAGCUUUUUGAUGAGAUGGUUGGACAUGAUUGUUGUCCUGAUAUUGUCACUUAUAAUGCCGUUAUUUCGGGCUUUUGCAAAGAAGGAAGAUUGGAAGAAGCUAAUUUGCUUUUUGAUGAGAUGGUUGGACAUGAUUGUUGUCCUGAUAUUGUCACUUAUAAUGCCGUUAUUUCGGGCUUUUGCAAAGAAGGAAGAUUGGAAGAAGCUAAUUUGGUGUUUAAUCAGAUGAAAGAACGAGGCUUGGCUCCAGACGAAGAUACGUAUACUUUUCUCAUUAAUUGUUUCUGCAAUUUGAAGAUUUACGAUGAGGCUUCUUCAUGGAUUGGCUCUAUGAUUGAAUGUGGUUAUCUGCCGCAUAUAAGGACCUAUCAUCUUCUUCUAAGAGGGCUUUGUGAAGAGUGUAAGUUUGAGGAAGCUAAAGUAAGGUUCCAUGAAAUACUUGGAUUGGGUUAUAAUUUUGAUGAAGUUGCAUGGAAAGUUCUUAUAGAUGGGCUAAUGAAAGAAGGAUUUGCUAAUGUGUGUUCUGAUAUGUUCUCUAUUAUGUUGGAGAGGCGCUGUUGUCUUGGUUCGCUGACACAUUCUCUGUUGAGUGAGAGUUUAUCUCAAGCGUCGAAUGAGGAAAAAGAGCAGUUUGAGUCUUCAAGGUAUGGAACCUCUCCUUUCUUUGAUGCUUCCCAUUUUGAGGAGGAUGUGGUGACAUGCUCACUCGGCAUUACUAUUGCAUGCUCCGGCGAGAUGAUGCAUUGUUGGGGUUCAAAACGGGAAGGAAAAAGCACAGCGAGCAGAGAAAUGGCGACGGCGACGAGGCUGAUGGCAAAGAGAUCGAGCAAGUACUUGGAGGAGGCGCUGUACACGAGACUCUUCCGAGAGGGAAGCUCGCCACUGAGCAUCAGAAAGGAGCUAACCCUCUUUCUUAAGAGCCGGAAGCGCGUCUUCAAAUGGGAGGUCGGCUUAUCCAUUCGCAAGCUUCGGGAACGAAAACGCUUCCGUCCAGCUCUCAAGCUUCAAGAGGCCAUGGCCAAGAGAGGUAUGAACUUGACACUGAGUGAUCACGCAAUCCAGCUAGAUCUUGUAGCCAAAUCCAGAGGACUUGGUGCCGCAGAGGAAUAUUUCAUUAAGCUCCACGAACAUGCUAAAAACCACUUGACAUAUGGCGCUCUCCUCAAUUGCUACUGCAAGGAGCUCAAAACAGAGAAAGCCGAAGCCCUCGUCGAGAAGAUGAAGGAGCUGAACUUCAUGUCCACUUCUAUGGCGUACAACAGCUUAAUGACCCUCUACUCCAAAACCAAUCAGCCUGAGAGAAUUCCCACCAUCAUACAAGAAAUGAAGGCUAAUGCCAUAUUGCCUGAUUGCUUCACGUACAAUGUUUGGAUGAGAGGCCUCGCUGCCAUGAAUGACAUAUCUGCCGUUGGCAGAGUUAUCGAAGAGAUGAAGAGAGAUGGCCGGAUUUCGGCGGAUUGGACGACCUAUAGUAAUCUCGCAUCCAUCUAUGUCGAUGCCGGCAUGUUUCAGAAAGCAGAAGCAGCUCUGCAAGAACUAGAAAAGAGAAAAUCACUUUCAAAUCUUGAGGCUUACCAGUUCCUGUUGACGCUUUAUGGCCGAACCGGCAAUCUCGUCGAAGUUCACCGUGUAUGGCGAUCUCUGAAGCUCGCUUUCCCGAAGACACCGAAUAUUAGUUAUUUGAAUGUGAUUCAGGUGCUUGUGAAACUGAAUGAUAUGCUGGCCGCCGAGGAAAUUUUCAAGGAAUGGGAAUCUCAGUGCUCGACGUACGAUAUGCGGGUGGCGAAUGCAUUGAUUGGGGCUUACUUGAAGGAAGACAUGGUUGAGAAAGCCGAAGCGUUUAAGAAGAGAGCAAAGAAGAAAGGUGGACGGCUGAAUUCGAAGACAUGGGAGAUCUUCAUGGAGUAUUACAUGAGGAAAGGGGAUAUGAAGAUGGUGCUGCGGUGCGUCGAUCGCGGAGUUAAGAAGGGUAGAAGCCAUGGGAGGAUCUGGGUGCCGAAGAGUGAAGUUAUCAUGGCCUUGAUGGUUUGGUUUGAGCAGAAUAAGGCGGUUAAGAGCGCGGAAAAAUUGAUGGAGCUUUUGAAGAUGGUGCGGCAUGAAUUGGGAGGGGACGUUUUUGAGGCCCUUUUGAGGAUUUAUGUGGCGGCCGGAAAGAGAAGCCCCGGUAUUCGGCAGAGGUUGAAGAUGGAGAAUGUGGUGAUCAGCAGUGAGACAGAGAAGUUGCUUGAAACUGUCUGUGUGGAAUAA